AUGUUCCGCUUGUAUCAAGCCAUUAAGAACAGUUUCUUAAAUAAAAAAGAAAGCUCGAGAGCAGUGAAGAUGAGUGUAUACAAGACAGUAUUCAUACCGACGUUGAUUUUUGGCUGUGAAAGUUGGGUAUUAACUAAAAGAUUGAAGAGUAAGAUCCAAAGAAUGGAGAUGUUAUAUCUACGAAGAGUACUUGGGGUAACAAGGAAAGACAGACUAAGGAACAGCUUUAUAAGAGAAGAACUGAAAGUAGAUUCGAUCCUGAAUAAAAUUGAGCAAGGUCAGCUUAGGUGGUAUGGACAUUUGAUCAGAAUGAACAACGAUAUACCAGCAAAAGGCGUGUGGGAAGCUAAAACGCAGGGAAAGAGACCAAGGGGAAGACCAACUAAAACAUGGAAUGACACAAUAGAGAAGAUAGUGCAUGAUAGAGGACUAACAUUAACAGAAGCCAAAAGUUUACCAAGAGACAAAAAUAAAUGGAAACAAUUUGUGUAUAGUGUAGCAAUUAAGGGAAUUUAUUUAAUUUAG
This is a messenger RNA of Sitophilus oryzae (rice weevil), 525 nucleotides long. RefSeq lists its product as uncharacterized. Bases 1 to 525 code for a protein of 174 amino acids. The record is from RefSeq and is a predicted model, not a curated record. The transcript has a single exon. NCBI's taxonomy places the organism in Eukaryota, Metazoa, Arthropoda, Insecta, Coleoptera, Curculionidae.